CCUUCACCACCCCAACUACGUGAAGUUGUUAAGAACUUCACUCUGGGUUAUUUUGGACGUCAUUGAAGCUCAAACAACAAAAUAAUAGCAGAAAAAUUAAUUCUGGGUUAUUUUUGACAUCACUGAAGCUCAAACUACAAAAUAAUAGCAGGAAGACUUGACUCUGGGUUAUUUUUUACAUCACUGCAUCUCAAACAAUUAAAAUAAUAACAAUGGUUGAUGAAGUUGUGGAAGUGUUUAAGGAAGUGGCACAAAUAAGUGAUGUGAAGAAAGCCAAGAUACUUAAUGUAGCUCUCAAUGAACAAAGUGGUUGCCAGGAUGUUGCUGUUCAGGUCCUCUGGAGUUCCCGUAAUUUAACAUCGCUGGAACGAUCAUAUACAAGCACUGAUUAUCUUGUUCAAGGGGAAAAAGUAAUUUCCUUUCUUCCUGUUCCAGUAAAUAAGAAUGUAGAGCUUAGUCAGACAAGUGCAACAGGGAAGUGGACAGCCUUAGUAGUGACCUCAGAGAAGAACCAGGAGGAGCAGCAAGUGAUCGUGCUCAACCAAGACAGCUCCAUGAAAACAUUUGAUCUUAAAGCUUCAGAGAAACAUGGAAAAGUCUAUUCUGAUGGAGAGUUUGGUUGCUUGGAAUGGUCUCCAGAUGAGAAAAUGCUUGCAUAUGUUGCUGAGAAGAAACAGCCUAAGCCUACGAGCUUCAUGACGCUGCCUAAAAGCAGUGGUGAGAAGGAAGACAGUCGAGGUCAAGAGUUUACUUUUCGAGAUGAAUGGGGAGAACAGCUGGUUAGCAAACAUCAAAGUGUUGUUUGCAUUCUAAAUGUGCAGUCAGGAGAGAUAAAAUGCCAUGACUUAACGGAUCAGCUUUGUCCGGGUCAGCUUGUAUGGGCCCCAGGUGGCUCUGGAAUCUUUGGCGUGGCUUUUCUUGGUAAACCCUACAGGCUAGGGCUAAUAUACUGCCACAACAGAGAAUCCAAACUCUUUCAUAUGGAUUUGGAAGGAAGCUACAGUAUAAUUGAAGAGAGUGCCAACUUUAGAAGCCCUCGUGUAAGCCCAGACGGAUCAAGUAUCAUAUACCUGCGCUCAGAGGUGGGGGGACCUCAUGCUAAAUGUGCCCAGCUUUGCCUUCUCUCCUUGUCUGACAAGCAAAAACGUGUAGUUGUGGAUGUUGUUCAUAGAAGUCAAGCAAUUGAGGAAGGCUCCUGCUUCAAAGGAAUCUAUGGCUAUGCCGGGUUGCCACGAAGAUGCUGGUUGAAUGAUAGUCAGCGUGUUGUAUUUUCUACCAUGAAGUUUGACAAUAUCAUUUUAUAUGUUGUCAAUGUUGUGUCUGGCAUCAUUACAGAAUUGCCUCAUUUGGGAAGUGUUCAGGUCCUGGAUGUAUGUGAUGACUGGGUCUUAGUGGAUUUCUCCUAUAUCUCCCAGCCAAAUCAAAUCCUCUUGGGAUAUCUCCCACAGCAGGGACAAGAAAGGCAACUGCAACUAAAAGAGGUAACAUGUCGUCGUGAGAUUCCUGGAGUGCCCAACCACUACUAUUCACAGUGGACAUUCAUAAAUGACACUCCACAUCCUGAACUCAAGUACUCAGAUAUACCUGUUUCUGUCAUCUAUUAUGGCCCAACCUCUCUUGAGCAAGGCAAUGAAAAACGUCCAUUGAUUUGCUGGCCACAUGGAGGGCCUCACUCUGUUGUCACGAAUGUUUAUUCAAUGGCAGCAGCAUUUUUCGUGAAACUUGGCUUCUCUAUUGUUUUCCCUAACUAUCGAGGAUCUCUUGGUUUUGGAGAAGAUGGUGUAAAUUCUUUACCAGGCUAUUGUGGUGUGACUGAUGUAUCUGAUGUUCACAAGGCCACCCUGCAGUGCUUGCACAGGUUUUCUGAUGUUCUUGAUGAUACACAAGUGUUCCUGUUUGGUGGGUCCCAUGGAGGAUUUCUAGUGACUCAUCUGGCAGCUCAGUAUCCAGAGCUUUACAAGGCUGUAUCAGCCAGAAACCCUGUCACAGACAUUCCUGCAAUGGCUAACGUGACAGAUAUUCCUGACUGGACAUUCGUUGAGACUGGCUUUCCACACAAACAUGGAAAAGUGCCAGAUGGAGCAACACUUGGCAAAAUGCUUGAGAUGUCACCCAUCAGCCACAUUGAUUCCUUGAAGACUCCCGUCCUGUUUUUGGUUGGAAAGAACGAUGCUCGUGUUCCUCCUUCUCAAAGUUUCAACUUCUACAAGAUGUUGCUAGCUCGUGGUGUUCAGACAGAACUCCAUUUGUAUGAUGACUGUCAUCCUCUAAGCAAAGUGGACACAGAAGUGGAUUCACUUAUCCACACUGCCUUAUGGUUUUGGAAGCACAAGCAUACAGUUUGUUAAUGACCAGCAGUUCUGAAUGAUACAGAUGUAACACUGUGAAUAUUAGUGUUUUAAUAGUGAAGGGACAAAGAGUAAUUAAAUUGUUUUUAUAUAGAAUUAUGGCUCAGAAGCAGUGUAUAAGAAUGAGAUAUCUUGUUAAAAAUGCCAAACUCGUGUCAGUCAUACAUCGUACAAUUGUAAAACACUGUCCAUAUUUGAAACCCUUGACUUGUUUAUUGAACAGGUUGAAUGACCCAUAUUUUGAUUGUAAUAGCCUUCUGGCAUACAGUUUUAUGGAUUGACAUUAUUGAUUUUUCAGAGUUUUAUAUUCGUGAUGAACCUGUAAGGAUCAUAUUGCACCUGAGAAAUGGGAGGGAAUUGGAAAUUAAAAGCCUUCAUCAGCACCAAAGCACCCAUAUCCCCUUGAAGGUUUUCUUGCAGAUUAUUAUACUUGUAGGUAAGUGAUAAAUCUAUAGGUAGUCAAACAUCACCCAUUCCUUGCUAAUCAAGUUUAUUUAAAAGUUAUUCUCUAAAUUCCACAAAGCAUCUUGAGUCAUAUACCUUCAUGUUUCUGAACAAGACUAGAGUGAAGGAAAUACAUACCAACACUGAUGAAAGGACAUUAGUGUGCACACACACUUAGAACACAUUUAUUGGAUAUGUAUGGACAUCGUGGUUUAGUAUGCUGUUUUGAUUAUAAUUAUUGGAUGUUUUAGUCCUGGGAUUUUGGUCACUCCAAAUGUUGAAAGAAUGAGAAAACAGUAUAUAGUGGAGACUGCAAGUCAUGGGUGAUGGUCAUGUGAAGUGUCACGUCUAACUGCAGUGUUGUGGUACUUGGAAAGCUGCUAUUCAGUGCUACUUUCCAGCUGCCACAUAUUUCAGUUAGAUGUGACACUUUGCAUGACCAUCACCCAUGACUCUGUCUCCACUAUAUAUACUGUUUUCUCAUUCCCUUUUAACAUUUGAAGUGACCAAAGUCCCAGGACUGCAACAUAUCCAAUAAUUAUCAUCAAAACAGCACACUAAACCACGAUGGCCAUACAUAUACAAUAAACGUGUUCCAAGUAUGUGUGUGUGAAUGCGCUAAUGUCCUUUCAUCAGUGUUGGUGUGUACUUCUUUCACUCUAGUCUUGUUCAGAAACAUGACAGUAUGUGAUUCAAGAUGCUUUGUGGAAUUAUUUUGGAGAAUAAAUAACUAUUAAAUAAACUUGAUUAGCAAGGAAUGGGUGUUUGUCUAUAGAUUUAUCAUUUGCCUAUGAGUAUAAUCUGCAAGGGGAUAUGGGUGCUUUGAUGCUGAUGAAGGCUCUUAAUCCAAGGGAUUAAGAGCCUUCAUCAAAUGUGGCUCUUCCCAAGUAGUGUAUAACUUUUUGAGUUGAAGCUUUAUUUUUGGUGUAAAUAAAACUAUAUAUGUAAUAAA
This is a messenger RNA of Cherax quadricarinatus, 3744 nucleotides long. RefSeq names its product acylamino-acid-releasing enzyme. Gene Ontology annotation, biological process: proteolysis. Lineage: Eukaryota; Metazoa; Arthropoda; Malacostraca; Decapoda; Parastacidae. The record is from RefSeq and is a predicted model, not a curated record. Gene Ontology annotation, molecular function: serine-type endopeptidase activity.